This is a messenger RNA of Teleopsis dalmanni, 2002 nucleotides long. Its product is annotated as homeobox protein H55-like. The record is from RefSeq and is a predicted model, not a curated record. NCBI's taxonomy places the organism in Eukaryota, Metazoa, Arthropoda, Insecta, Diptera, Diopsidae. The coding region runs from base 1 to 513 and encodes 170 amino acids. Gene Ontology annotation, cellular component: nucleus. Gene Ontology annotation, molecular function: DNA-binding transcription factor activity, RNA polymerase II-specific; RNA polymerase II cis-regulatory region sequence-specific DNA binding. Gene Ontology annotation, biological process: anterior/posterior pattern specification; regulation of transcription by RNA polymerase II. The transcript is spliced from 3 exons.
AUGUCACAAGAGUUUUGUGUAAUGAGAUGGUCUAUGACAUUUUACCAUGUCAAGCGUGGGAAACGCUUGAAAUCGUGUAAAAAAGCUAACAAAACGAAUGAUAAAUGUCGACAAAUUCGUCAACGUCAAAAUCAGACUGUUACAAAGCAACUCGCAGUAUUGCGUAGCGCAAUGUUGCGAGCAGGACGUGCACAGGAGCAGCAAAGUACUGUGAAUGCAAAUGGUGAAACGAAACGACAACGGACCUCAUAUACCCGCUAUCAAACAUUAGAAUUGGAGAAAGAAUUUCAUUUUAAUCGUUACCUGACCCGCCGAAGACGUAUCGAAAUAGCGCAUGCACUUUGCCUAACGGAACGGCAAAUAAAAAUUUGGUUCCAAAAUCGUCGCAUGAAAUGGAAGAAAGAACAUAAAAUGGCAUCAAUGAAUAUAGUACCAUAUCAUAUGGGACCAUAUGGUCAUCCAUAUCAUCAAUUUGAUAUUCAUCCGUCACAAUUUGCACAUCUGAGCGCAUAGGACGCGUGGCACUUUUCGGGUACUGGUUAGAGACUCAAUCAGUUGUAUCAGGAACCAUAUCAGGCAGCAGCGGCGGCAAGUGUGGCUGGUGGUUAUCAAACGCAAAAUACUCAGGAUACGUCAACGUCAGCUAUUGGUGUUGGCGUUGGUGUUGGCGUUGGCGCUGGCGGUGGUGGUAAUUCAUUAUUUGCAACGGCCAGUGCUGUGGCGUCGGCGAAUCCUGAGUGUAUAAAAUAUCCACAAGAUUUCUGAUCUCAAGCUAUCAUUAAACAACAACAACAACAGCAACAACAUCAGCAACAAACACAACAACAACAUCAACAACAACAACAUCCACCGCAUCAACAUCUAUUCAAGCAACAACUCUGUGAAAGGGAUCUGGAGUUAGAUCCAUCCGCAACAGAAUUGGAGUUGAAGGAUGAUAUUAUUGGUUGCAAUUUGUUCACUUAUUAACACAAAUGCAAGCAAUAAUGCAAGCAAUGCGGUGGAUGUGUGGAAUCGCUUCCACCAGUCACACUCCGACGCUGUUGACAACCAACAACAAUGAUAACUUCUGAAUGCAACUGAUUCGAGCUAAGUACAAACGAGCCGCUCGUUACUUUUUAUGUAACUGCUGACUGCAAAAGGAUCUGAGUACCUCUGAUUACUGCUAACACAUUUGCAGUGCAGCAGCUGCGGUGGUGGCUCGUUUUGGUUUAUAAUACUGGACAUUAAAGGAAUGUGUUUUCUAUUUCAUAACUUCAGACUUUAGUAAGUGAAAUAUAUCAACUUUUGCUUGAUUAUUUUAUUUACCGUUUUGAACAAGAAUUAAUUUAUUUAAAUAUCAAUUCGGAUAAAAAUCUGUGUGGCAGACUUUCAAUUGCUUUCUCUUUAAGCUCUUCGUACUUAUCUCUGGCUUAGUGUGAACACCACUUAAUUGUCCAGUAUAAUAAACCAUUCUCUAAGCAGUAUUCGAAAAGCCAUUAGUUUUAAGUAACUACGUUUUAAGUGUUAGUUUGUAAGUUUAUCGUAUAUACAGAGAAGCGCUGUUAAAUGUUCCCGUUAAACUUAAAAACUAAAUCAAAUCUUUAUUGACACGUUCAAGGUGGCAUGUACUUAUGUUUAAUAGUAGAAAAUUUUUGAUAUAUCAUAAUUUCAUAAUAGUUUUAAUUUUUUACAACACAGUUUCUUUUGCAUCUCUUGGUAACCCAUAGAACACUAAAUAAUAUUAAAAAUAUUUAAUUAAUUUUUAAUUUUGUUAAACUUAAAUAAUUAUACAUUUUACACAAUCGCAUCUCGUUUACGAAUUUAUACGUUGAAGUAUUGUUGAAUUAUUACAAUUUAUCAUUUGCUAAAAUGGUUGUUGCAGCUGCUAAGCAUUGGCACUGCACACAGUUUGAUAAGCACUAUAGCACCAUGUACAAGCUGACAACUACUGUCAAACUGUUACCAGAACUGUUCGUUAACCUUUUUAAAAUUUAAUCUUUAAGUUUGUAAAUAAAAAAAUAAU